Oncorhynchus kisutch (coho salmon) is the source of this 2185-nucleotide messenger RNA. RefSeq names its product protein SET. NCBI's taxonomy places the organism in Eukaryota, Metazoa, Chordata, Actinopteri, Salmoniformes, Salmonidae. The record is from RefSeq and is a predicted model, not a curated record. Gene Ontology annotation, biological process: nucleosome assembly. Gene Ontology annotation, cellular component: nucleus. The transcript has 7 exons. The coding region runs from base 269 to 1366 and encodes 365 amino acids.
GACUUGUUCUCGAGAGGCGGAGCCCAAUCGGUUCCAUUUGCUGAGGCGCGUUCGUAAUGAAAGGGAGCGCGUGAGCGGGCUAGAGCUUCUUGGUGGAGUGUCUAAAUGUGCUUGACUUCCUCGCAUUAUAUUGUGUGGAGGAGCGCUGCACACGUUGUUAUAGCACACCGACAUCGUACUUAGAAAUACUAAUCUCCUGUUCGGGGAGAAUACAAAAUCAAAUUCAGUAUUCUUUCCCGAAGUCUGUUAUUCACAGCUUGCGAAAAAAAUGUCGGCACCAGCGGCAAAAGUGAGUAAAAAGGAGCUGAACUCAAACCAUGACGGAGCGGACGAGACCUCCGAAAAAGAGCAACAGGAAGCUAUUGAACACAUCGACGAAGUUCAAAACGAAAUUGACAGACUGAAUGAGCAAGCAAGUGAGGAGAUAUUGAAAGUAGAACAGAAAUACAAUAAACUCCGUCAGCCGUUCUUUCAGAAGAGAUCAGAACUGAUUGCUAAAAUCCCCAACUUCUGGGUCACCACAUUCGUCAACCAUCCACAAGUUUCUGCUCUUCUUGGGGAGGAAGAUGAGGAGGCACUUCACUAUCUGACCAGGGUGGAGGUUACAGAGUUUGAAGAUAUCAAAUCGGGCUACAGAAUAGAUUUUUAUUACGAUGAAAAUCCAUACUUUGAAAACAAAGUCCUUUCCAAAGAGUUCCAUCUGAACGAGAGUGGAGACCCAUCCUCAAAGUCGACAGAAAUCAAAUGGAAAUCAGGAAAGGUAUUUCACGUUAGUAUUUUCAAAUGCUUGGUAAUACUGCAGUCAAUUAAUGCAUGGCAUUUGGCAGAAACCAGUGCGUCACUUUCUUUAAAAAGUCUGUUCAACGUAAUGGCAAAACACUACCUGACUGUUGUAUGUACCUUAGUGAUCGGAGCCUUUUGGUUUUCAUGCCAGGUAGUUGUGGUCAGUAUUUCAUUUGUUUUGCUAUGCAAUCAAACUCGUUGCUUUAAAACAAAAACAAUCUGGUUUGUAAUUCCUGUGAUGUUGUCUCUGAAGGACCUGACAAAGCGCUCCAGCCAGACACAGAACAAAGCCGGCAAGAAGAGGCAACAUGAAGAGCCAGAGAGCUUCUUCACCUGGUUCACUGAUCACUCAGAUGCUGGGGCAGAUGAGCUGGGAGAGGUUAUCAAGGAUGACAUCUGGCCAAACCCCCUGCAGUACUACCUGGUUCCUGACAUGGAUGAUGAGGAGGGUGACGGUGAAGAUGAUGAUGACGAUGAGGAAGGCCUUGAGGACAUUGAUGAGGAGGGUGAUGAAGAUGAUGGGGAGGAAGAUGAAGAGGAGGAUGACGGAGAUGAUGGGGAGGAUGAUGGAGAAGAUGACUAAACCGGAAAGUUAAAUAAUCUACCAAUACCCUUUGCUAUUUCCCCCCCAUUUGGUUAUCCACCCAUAUUUAGGAGAAUGAUUUUUUUACUUUUAUUUUGUGCUUCAUUUCCUCAUUCUGAAGCCUCUCCUAUCUGUGCCAUGUUUAAUUUUUGUCUCCUCUAAAACCAAUGUCAAAUUCUUGCCUUUGAAUUGUCAAACCACAAUAAUUCCCACAUUCAUCUAGGGGGGGGGGGGGGGACUACUAGAAUAAGCAUGCCAUCUUGUAGUUAAAUGAAUGGCAAUUUCUAUAAAUUGUUCUUCCUGUUAACGGUUGUGCGAUUUUAAAUUAACAAAAGCCAUGGUGCAUCGACUUGGCACUAGUGGACCCCUCCAGUUUUUAUACUUUUGUUCAGUUGGGAGUAGAUCCCUUAAAAAAAUCCCCCUAUGUGGUUAAGUCAACAGAUAAAGUACUAGCUCAUUCCUAUCAGUUCUUGCAAUGUUUGUGGUCUAUGCUGGGGUAGGGCAGAGAGACAUCUUAGGGUGUUGGGGAGGGUGGGAAUUUUGAGGCCAUUACUAUGUUGUUUUUUUUUCAUUUGUAUUGUUUUACAGACAUCCGUGAGAUUUGAAAUUACAUUUUUAAUAAACAAAACAAAACGUUAAAAAAAAUGCUUGUAAAUUUGGGCCCCCACUGCUUCAUGGAAAAUGACCUUGUUAUCUCAUGGAAUUUGCAUCUAAUCACCAUUUUUUAUUUUCUGCUGGGGGAAAAAAAAUGUUUUAAACUUAGUGUACAAGUUUCUUUGUUACAAUAAAACUUAAUGUGUACACGGAUGUUUCAUCUAA